UCUAUAUACAUUUUUAAUCAAAGUUUUCAUACAUCAUCAUAUCCUCAUCUUUUUUAUAUAUACAUCUCUCUGCCGAAGAAGAAAAAACAAUAUGGCUGCCAUUGAUCAGAAUGAAGAAGACGAAGAAAUCGAGUUCCAAAACAACAACUUGGCCAUUGUUCCAACCACACUUGCCACCAUUGAAUCCUUAACCUUCCCUCUUGUUCAAGAAGUUGUUCUUUUAGCCGAUUUUCGAUGCAAAAGUUGUCAAGAUAGAGUAGCUGAAAUAGUUUCCAAAUUAAAUGGUGAAGCGGAGUCUAUGGAGAUUAGUUUGAUGGAAAAGAAGGUAACGAUCACCUUGUCACGUAGGCAUACAAAAUGGGCCAAAAUGUCGGAACAUGAACUUCAACCAAUAUCGAUCUACAAAAACCGAGCAAACAAAUACUCUCUAGUGAAAAGGAUGUUUUGCUCUUCUUCUAGCUGACUUCUUCAUUGGAUGAUUGCUUUCUUUUAGACAUACACGGAAAGAGAGUUCGUUUAAUGUCGAUAUGUAAAUGUUAAAGUGGUCAAUAGACAAUAGGUUAGAGAAAUAUACAUGUAAUUGUAAUCAUUUAUUGAUUAUAAAAAUACAAUCAAUUUAUUUA
Helianthus annuus (common sunflower) is the source of this 623-nucleotide messenger RNA. RefSeq lists its product as uncharacterized. The record is from RefSeq and is a predicted model, not a curated record. The coding region runs from base 92 to 463 and encodes 123 amino acids. Gene Ontology annotation, molecular function: metal ion binding. The transcript has 3 exons. Lineage: Eukaryota; Viridiplantae; Streptophyta; Magnoliopsida; Asterales; Asteraceae.